This is a messenger RNA of Blepharisma stoltei, 246 nucleotides long. The record is from the annotation of a GenBank genome assembly. NCBI's taxonomy places the organism in Eukaryota, Ciliophora, Heterotrichea, Heterotrichida, Blepharismidae.
AUGGAAACUGAUGACAAUUCUCCUUGGUACGGAAUCUUAAUAGGUCUUAUCCUCAUUUUAAUUAUGCUAGCUCCAAGCUAUCUCUACCCCCCGCUUCCCACACACGAAUCCCUUCGAGACGACUACAUCAAAGCAAUGAUCGCUCUCGCUGAAAAAAAUAUCAGCGAAAAAGAAGCCAGAAAGCUUGAAAAAAAGAAAAAAGCAAGCGAAGAAGCAGCAGCAGCAGGGGAAUACCAGAAACUCUAA